AUGUCGGAGAUGUUAGACGGUGCAAUUCGGCGAGUUGUUGUCAUCGGAAACGGCUUCGCCGGCGCUGAGAAUCAGAGCAUUGGAUUGGUUCGUGCUCUCGGUCUCUCCAAUCGUCUCUCUUUAUACCGUGUGACGAGGCCACAAGGAGGAAUCAAUAGGUGGUUUAAAUGGCUUCCAGUUUCAAUCCAUAAAAAACUAGACUCCGUAAUGCGAAGAAUCUGUGGCAAUUCACGGUUUCAAUCAUUGAAUUCCAACAUUGUUAUAUCUAAUGUAUUAGAAGCUGAUGCUCAUAGCAUUGCGAUGAUGGCGCGUGAAACGUUUUACAAAGAUGGUCCUUUGUUGGUGGUUGCGUCUGGACGAGACACCAUUUCUGUUGCCACUUCCAUUAAACGGUUAGCUUCAGAAAAUGUUUUUCUUGUUCAGAUACAACAUCCAAGAUUUCUCCUGAAUAGGUUUGAUCUUGUGAUUACUCCUCGCCAUGAUUAUUACCCCCUCACUCCUCAUGCCCAACAGCAAAUACCUUGGUUUCUUCGGAGGUGGGUCACUCCAUGGGAACCUCCUGGCCGCAAUGUGGUUCUUACUGUGGGGGCACUUCAUCAAGCUGAUUCGGCUGCUCUUAGGGUUGCUGCAUCUGCUUGGCAUAAUGAGUUAGCUAAUUUGCCAAAGCCCUUGCUCGUGGUUAACAUCGGGGGACCUACAGGCAAUUGUCCCUAUGGCGUGGAUCUUGCAAAGAAUUUAGUGGUUAUGCUUCAGAAUGUUCUAUGGAGCUGUGGGACAAUCAGAAUAUCUUUCUCUAGAAGAACUCCUGAGAAGAUCUCCAAAAUUUUGCUCAAAGAAUUUUCCACAAAUCCUAAGGUUCAAAUAUGGGAUGGUGAAGGUCCAAAUCCACAUAUGGGACAUCUGGCCUGGGCCGAUGCCUUUGUUAUCACAGCUGAUUCAGUUAGUAUGUUGAGUGAGGCCUGCAGUACUGGGAAGCCUGUAUAUGUAAUCGGAGCAGAACUGUGUACAUGGAAGUUUGCUGAUUUCCAAAACUCUUUGCAGAAGCAAGGAGUUGCUCGGCCGUUCACUGGGAUGGAAAAUAUAACUGAAAGCUGGUGUUACCCUCCACUGAAUGACACAGCAGAAGCUGCUACUCAAGUGAUUGCUGCCCUUGCUCAGCGGGGAUGGACAAUUCGUGCACAAUGA
Messenger RNA from Lathyrus sativus (Indian pea), 1185 nucleotides. Lineage: Eukaryota; Viridiplantae; Streptophyta; Magnoliopsida; Fabales; Fabaceae. The record is from the annotation of a GenBank genome assembly.